This is a messenger RNA of Acipenser ruthenus (sterlet), 2022 nucleotides long. RefSeq names its product DNA replication complex GINS protein SLD5. Gene Ontology annotation, biological process: DNA-templated DNA replication; double-strand break repair via break-induced replication. The record is from RefSeq and is a predicted model, not a curated record. The transcript has 8 exons. The coding region runs from base 444 to 1109 and encodes 221 amino acids. NCBI's taxonomy places the organism in Eukaryota, Metazoa, Chordata, Actinopteri, Acipenseriformes, Acipenseridae. Gene Ontology annotation, cellular component: GINS complex.
GCAAGGCGCGGAAGGCAGUGACGUUCGCAUCGGGAUGGCGCGAGAUUCAGAGCGUGGGCUGAGUUGUGUGUGUUUAUUUUAAUUUUAAAUAUUAGGGUUCUAAACUCAACUGAAAUAUCGCAAAACAGUGAGAGGAUGCAGCUAUUUUGCUCGUCUGGCAAAUACGUUAUUUUAAGGGAGGAAAGAUAGGAAUUAAAAUAUCGCAUAUAAAUACUUGCGUAUUUAUAAAAAAAAUAAGAUAAAAAAAUAAAUAAUAAUAAAAAAUAUCACGGUUUUUUUUUCUUUUAUUCACUCACCCUGCAGUACGUUUUAAAUAUAUUUGAUAAAGGAAGAUUUCGAGUUUUUUUUCGGUGCUUAGUAAUAUUUUAAUACGCGUCUGUGUUUACUAAUAAGACUACUACUAAUAAUUGAUAGUAAUUAAUUGUGCCGGUACUGUAUUGGCGAUGGCGGACUCUCUGGUUGAGAUGAGCGACAGUGAGGAUGAGAGUCAGGAGGUGAUGACGCCGGCGGAGCUCGUUACCAAACUGGAGGAGAUAUGGUUGAACGAGAAGCUCUCACCUGAGCUCCUGGAAAAUAAAUCGGAGAUCGUGGAGUGUGUGAUGGAGCAGCUGAACCACAUGGAGGAGAAUCUCCAGCGAGUGAAGGGUGUGGAUCUGAGAGCGGGUGUGCACCGCAUGGAGACAGAGAGGAUCCGCUACGUGUUGAGCAGCUACCUGCGCUCCCGGCUUCAGAAGAUUGAGAAGUAUUUUCCCCACAUCUUGGAGAAGGAGAAAUCCCGCGCCGAAGGGGACCCGUCCUAUCUGUCUCCAGAGGAAUUUGCGUUUGCAAAAGAGUACCUGGCGAACACAGAGACCUACCUGAAGAGCGUCGCGCUGAAGCACAUGCCUCCCAACCUGCAAGCCGUGGACCUGGGCAAAUCGGUGCAGAAGCCCAAUCUGGACUCCUUUGUGUUCCUGCGGGUGAAGCAGAGGCAGGACAAUAUCCUGGUGGAGCCAGAGACCGACGAGCAGAGGGAGUAUGCCAUUGAUUUGGAGGAGGGAUCCCAGCACCUGAUGCGCUACCGCACCAUAGCACCCCUAGUGGCCAGUGGAGCUGUGCAGCUCAUUUAGCAGAACAGCCUGUUGCUGGCGCAGUGCAUAAGAAGCUUUCUCUUCUGUGCCGGUGGAAAUGAAUCUGCCUCGUUUCACGCUGCCAAAGAUCUACCUGAACAAACCAUCCGGGGACACAACUGGGUCUGAUACAGAAACGCUUUCUGAGUCUCCAGCAGCUUCUUCUGUAAUAACACGGCUUCUCGUGAUCUCCGUAUCCUCCGAUUUCCAAAGGCGGCCAGGCUGAUCGUCUGCGCGCUGAUGAGAAGACUGGCCCCUGUGGCUCUAUAACCCUGCAUGCUGUUUGUUUUGUUUUCAGUGUCUGAACGGUUGGAUACAGCCAGGCGAUGUCUCUUCCAAACCCUGCCCUGCGGAGCCAGCGCCUCUCCCCCCUGUUCCUUUCACUGAUUGUGGUGCUUUUCUGACAUGGACUAGGCCAAGACCAUCCGACUCAUUUCAAUUGUGGCUGAAGGCAGGCCUCCAGAGGCUGGUGCGUUAACCCACUGUGCCAGCUGUCCCUGCAAGCCUCCAGCAGACAUGGCUCCCCCUGUGAACCUUUCCAGGCACGCCCUUUCUGACGCUGUGUCAUUUCAGCAGCAUCGCCAGAGAGCAGCCCUUUAAUCCUAGUGAAAGCUGUAAGAGUUGUCUUUUAAUAAAGGUCCUGUCAAGCGGGGAGUCUGUUGGAGUUCAGUGUCUGGAUUAAAUGUGACGGGUUUGUUAGUGGGCUUGCAAACAUAUGCCUGGGUUCAAGUUCAGCUAUUUAGAAAAUCUAAAAGGAGGCUGAUUUUCUGUCUUAGUGUCAUUUCUGCAGUAUUAAAAGGCUGUGUGUGUAAAUGCGUGCGAGGUCAUGUUUAAGCCUGGGCAGGGUUGGGGCUCUCACUGUCUGUACUCUCAUGGUGGUUUCUGUGGUUAAUGUCAGUUUGCUCUGCUCAGU